Molecule: messenger RNA, 10165 nt
Organism: Cephus cinctus (wheat stem sawfly)
Lineage: Eukaryota; Metazoa; Arthropoda; Insecta; Hymenoptera; Cephidae
Product: peptidyl-alpha-hydroxyglycine alpha-amidating lyase 2
Exons: 7
Coding region: 810-1907 (365 amino acids)
Biological process (GO): peptide metabolic process
Cellular component (GO): membrane; extracellular region
Molecular function (GO): catalytic activity; protein binding
Source: RefSeq, a predicted model, not a curated record
GGACCAAGUGCAGUUGGUUACCAACAACCCAUGGCGCAGCUCGUUCGCCAACUGCCACUCUACGUUUCCUUGAAUUUCGUCUAAGUUUCAAUUAUUCAUCGAAAGAUUAAAUUGUUACUUCGAAAUAUUUUAUUGGUCUUACAAAUAUUUAAAAUUUUAAAUUUUAUUUUUUUAAUUAUAUUUUGACACUCGUCGGCUGAUCGUUAAAAAAAAAUCGAUAGUCAUUUAUUCAUCAUUGAUAUUCAAUAAACUUAAAAUUUGAUCACGAUGCAAACGACUUUGAGAUGGUUAAAGUUUUUUUUGAAAAUCUUCGAAAGUAUCGGUAAUCGUUAAAAACCGUACAAUCGAUGAUCCUGAGUCAUUAACGAUAAAGAAAUCAAGAACCGAAGAAACUCGUCUUCCUAAAAUCGGUAUUACCGAUUAUCAAUAAAAUCCGUUUCAAAUUUUAAUAAUCAAUCGAAAAAUUAACGAUUGUCAUAAAUAAUUAUUGUGCAAGAGAAAUUAAUUAAUUUUGAAAAUUUUCACAUAUAUCUAUUUCAUCCUACUCAGUGCCGAUUUUCAAACUUACUUGAUAAAUCCAGCAAUAUUAAAUAUCAAUAUCGCAAAAAUAUCGAAAUUCAAGAUUCGUCGAGACACCCACAUACAAAUUUCUUAAUAUUUUCAUCAAUUCUUUUCCUAAUCUUCUACGUACAUUUCCUAUUUCCAAAUCAUAUCGUACAAGUAUUAACACGGUGGAUUCUAAGCGCUUGCGCGUAAUAUUGAUCGAAGCUCGAAGAGCGUUAGAAAUUCUGGUAAAACAGAAGAAGACAAUGGCGCACCAAGUUCUCCGGCUGUUUAACCUGCUUCCGGUACUCCUCGUAAUUUUACAGUAUGGAUGGGCCAGCAUUUCACUUAAUCAUCCUCGAAGCAACUUCGAAAACGCCUUUGGAUAUCUCCUACACGGAAGACAAUCAUUUGGAAAAUAUGAUCUACCACCCUAUCCCGUGGAAAAUUACAAAUGGCGUGGGCCUGAAAAUCUCGGCCAAAUCAGUGGUAUCUCCGUGGAUCCAAUUGGAAAUCCCGUAGUUUUUCACCGAGGCGACAGAAUAUGGGAUUACAACACUUUCAAUGACAAUUUCGAAUAUCAAGAUCAACAUCGAGGACCAAUCCUACAGGAUACAGUGUUAACUCUCGAUCCAAAAACCGGUGACAUACUGGACGGUUGGGGCAGUGACAUGUUUUAUUUACCUCACGGCAUCCAUAUCGACACCAGUGGUAAUAUAUGGUUGACCGACGUAGCGUUGCAUCAAGUUUUCAAAUUUCAACGGGGUUCCAAUACUCCGAAAUUGGUAAUGGGACAUAGAUUUGAACCGGGAGAAGAUCUUUCCCACUUUUGUCAGCCAACUUCAGUGGCGGUGGCGCCAACUGGUGAGAUAGUAGUGGCCGAUGGAUAUUGCAACAGCCGAAUAAUGGUUUUCAAUUCUGUGGGAGGAGUACGUGAAGUAAUUCCAAGACCAGGAGAUUUCGUUGCGCUACGAGUUCCACAUUCUUUGGCUAUUAUGCCUGAGAACAGAGACGUUUGCGUUGCUGAUCGUGAGAAUAUGAGGGUCAUUUGCUUGGAUGUUGGUCUGGAUGGGUCUGUUGAAAAACGUCGACCACCUCGUACCAUUCAACGUCCAGACCUUGGUAAAGUCUAUGCUAUUGCGUCGUAUGCUAAUUAUCUGUAUGCUGUGGAUGGUCCGAGCUCUCCAAUGACUCCAGCCAGAGGAUACAUUUUGAACCCAAAAUUCGAAAAUAUUAUUACACCUUGGGGUCCUGUAUCAGGAUACUUCAAUAAACCCCAUGGAAUUGCUGUUUGUCCCAAUGGGACGGCACUUUACGUAUCAGAAAUUGGACCUAAUAAAAUAUGGAAAUUUAUCCUCAAUUAACGAGAAAGUAUAAUUAAACGUGGAACCUAUUCUAUGGAACGUGACAGUGGCAAGUAGCAUAAAAUAGUCCAAGAUAAUACGAAAAAAGAUAUAUGUCUAAAAAAAUAGUAUCAAAAAGAAAAUAUCAUUGAGAAAAUAUCAGAAAUGGGAAUAUCAAGAAUUACGUUAUAUACUGAUAGAAGGAUUAUAGUUCUUCACCGAAAGAACUGUUAUUAUUGCAUUAAAUUUUCAACAUGAUUUUAUUAUGCACUGUUAUAUCUUGAAAUUUAAAUAAUUAGUCAUAAGAUGGAUUGAUUGACAACAAUAUUUUCGUACAAUGCUUUCAAUGACGUAAGCUCGGCCGAUAAUUUUAUAAUUGCAAGUCGUUUGUUUCUCAACAAAAAACCUCAACUUGAUAAUAUCUUUCAGAGCGAGUCAAACAUUAUUUGCUGUGCUAUUAAUGUUCGUAGGCCUGUAGCUCCAGUCUGUGUUUUAUGUGACUACUAUAAGCAUUAAAAUCUGUCUGCAUGGUAGUUUUGUUACUACGACAGCACCUAGGACUAAGGCCUUCGUACCAUAAAGUCGUAUUUUUAUAAGAAAACUGGAAAGUAAAGGGAAUAUCAAUGAAAUGCAUAUAAAAUUUGAACUAUAUAUUUAUGCUACAUAAUGGUUUAUCUUCAACUGAAAAUAAGUACUGCAUCGUUAUUUUUGAUAAUUGUUUCUUAUCCGAAAAGAAAAAUAUGAAUUUCCUAAUAAAAUGACAGAAGCCACGUGGCUCAAUUUAACUUAAGAAAUCAACAUUAAUACAAAUCCUACUUUCUGUAUAACAAAGUGCGCGAAACUAAUUUUCAAAAAUUAAAAUACAAUUUUCACGACAAUACGGGCUACGAAAUAUUUUUCUAAGCUAUGAAAUUUUAACAAUUGUUUAGUCAAAAGAAGAAACGCGUGACCACACAUUCUAAAUCACAGUGUGUGUCCACUAUAGCAAUAGCACAAUGAACUAGGUACAUAUAUCACAGGGUUCCAUAUGCCGAGUAACAAAAGGAUAACCCUUAAAAUUUGUUUUCGAAAAUUUCUAAGGGAUUAUUACAAAAAUCUUCUAGAAAGAAAUAUAAUAUAUAUUAUAUAAUUAAUUUAUCCACAGAGCCGCCAGGGAGCGCUAGAGGGCUAGGAAUUUCCGAAAAACUAGGAGUUCUGAUCGGGAUUCGAACCCUAUACCUUCGGACUGCCAAGUCGGGCACUUACCACUGAGCCACCGAGAUCACUGUCCGACUUGAUAAGUCCUAUGUAUUUAUUUUUCGGUCAUUCCUAGGUGGUAUCCCUUCCAGCUCUGUAACGCCACGUUACAAUACUAAAGAAAAUCCAAAUGCAUACAAUGCAAUUUUAAAUUCAUACGUCAUUCUUGCAAUACGUAACAUGCAUUUCAUUGUAUUCCAUACAAUUUGUAGUUCUGAAAUGGAUAUCAUUAUAAAUUAUUAAAUUAGAAUAUACUACGUGUUAAAUAUUCACUCCGAUCUCUGUGUUUCUUCAAGUUCCAAGUAUCAUGGAGGAAUACCAGUACUGGUUACUGAUCUGAUUAACAGCAGAUCCCAGCUGAGUAUGAAAUAUGAGUGACAAAUAGCGUGGAAUAAUAAAACUUAUUGAGAAGACAGUAACCAUAUCUGUCUCGAAGGUAAUUCCAGCUGGAUUAGCUGAUGACGAAUACCUUGCUAGAAAGUGGAACUCAUUGUUGACAAAACUAGUAACCAUUACUGUACUUCUUUCCUGUGUACAUUACCAAUCAUUUAGUACGUAAUUAGUGGAAAAAACAAAAAAGAAUGAAAAAAAAAUAUUAUCCGUUUAUCAAUAGUAGGUAAUUUAUGUCUCUGGUAUGUCUGUGGUAAACUUCAACAUCAAAAUGCUAUUCGAACAGACUUAUACUUAAUGACUCAAAGUCUCCUAGAUAGCGUUUUAUUUAUUUUCCAAUAUCGAUGACUUAGCAAUCAUCAUCAUUAAAAUCUACAAUCCAUGAGAAUUUUGAGAAACUAAAAUCAAUCCUUCUAUUUUAUCGGAUCCAAAAUUGGCAUGCAUCGUGCUGUCACGUUCCUCAAGAGUUUGAAGGAAAAAGGAUUUGCAAAUUCUUGAAUUUGACAUCUCAUUGAGAUACUAACGUUCCUAUACAAAAAACCUAGAAAAAGUGGUACAAGUUUUUUACUGUUUAAGUAAUUUUCAUAAAUUUCGCAGCAUAACACUAUCGGUUGCUACUGUCACAGUCCUAGGGUACAGAACAUGCAGUACCUUAAUCUUUAUAAAAAAUAUAUCUAUUGAUCGGAUCAAACCAACAUCUUCAACAAUUGAUGAUGAUAGAAGUUAUUAGAAAAUUAGCACACUGUACAAGUUUUUUCAUUAAUUUUGGCUUCCUCAUAGAGAAAGCUUUGUGAACGAAUGUGCGUAGUUCUACUUUGCAACUUUUUUAUUUGAAGAAGCACUGUUUUAUAAUUUGUCACCUCUAUAGUUCGCGAGUUAUGUACAAUUGAAUUUUGGUACUUGCAGGAAUAAAAAAUAAAAAAUGUAUAACCUACAAAAAACAAGCCAUGUCAUACACGGCUAUGAAACGCCGUAACAAAUACCGUUGCAUCAUAUUUUCAUUGUGUACAAAGUUUUGGCUUACUUUCUUAAAUUUUGCGGAAGCUGAUGCGAUAACGAUAAUUUUUUGAAAAUUUCAAAAUCACGUAAAAUCUGUACCGCUUUGGCGAUCUUGUCGAAAUUCAAUACCAAACAACACUGAACGUAUCUUCAGUUUUGAAGAACUAUUUAGCUGAAUCGUCGAACCUUUACGAAAGUUAGAGCCACCACGCCCUUUUUUCAAAAAAUUCAAAAUUACAUAAUAUCUGAAUGGCUGCAUAUAUUUCAUUAAAAAUCGCAAUAUCUAAUGAGGGAUAACUACUUUACUUUCGUGUCAAAUUUCGGUCCGAUCGCUCAAACGGUUACUGAGUAAGAGGCGAUUGAAUUUUCGAAGCCCUGCGCGCGCGCGCACACACACACACACAUGGACAUUUUUUCUAAACCACUUUUCUCGAAGUUUAGACCAUUUUGAGUAUUCUGACAUAAAAAUCUCGAAAACAAUUUUUGCAUGAAAACACAGCUUCCUCUAUGAGGAAGCAAAAAAGAUGAUUAACUCGUAAGGACAAUGCAAUUCGCUAAAUAUGCGUGAUCCAUACGUGGUGCAAGGUGGUGGAUUCGAUCCUUUUGCUAAUUAACUGGAACAUUUAGGUUUAACGGGCACAAUAUUGUAUUAGAGUCACUUGUGCGGGGUUCUAACUUACACAUGAUUCAUUUUUUAAUUAUUAUUUUUUUAUUUAUUAAAAGAUUAAAACUUUGGCCAUGUUCUAUGAUCAAAGUAAAAUUUUUAUUUUUUAUAUUAUUCAAUAUAUUCAAUAUAUUAAUAAUUAUAACUAAAAACCCGGUGUAACCAAACUCCAUCAUUCGGAAGAUGGCUCCAAAUUUGUCUGUAAUACCAUACCAGAGUCAUGAUUAGGACUAAUUAUAUCUUGUAGAAUAUUGGUGUAAAGAUUUCCAGCGCUACUAUUCCAGUUAUUCAUUCCAAAGAUACAAUCAUGAUUUUACGGUAGAACCAUGUACGACAUAAGUUACAGUAUAAAAUGUUACAGUAUAAAAGUUACAGUAUAAGUUAUGUGAUACGAUAUAAAAUCAAGUGUUUCGUGAAACUGUUUUAAUCAUAAAAAUUCGCAUGAUUGAUCAAUGAUAAAAUAAUCCCAGGAUAAAUCGUGAGAAAUAAUUCCUAAAACAGAUAAUUAUUCAGCUAUAUGAUGAUUGUGAUCGUAUAGUUCGUAUAAGUGUGUAUUUUCGGAAUACGCAUCCUACGUUUAGAGCACGUACCGGAUGCAGGCAUUAGAAAUUACUAAACUGAUGAUUUAGUGAAAAAUAACAGGAUGCCAGUACUUUCUGUGAUAUGGUAGAGAUACGAAGCUCAGCAAAAGCAUCUUAGGUAAAUAUCAAAUGAACGAAUAAUAUUAGGAUUUUAUAAUAAAAAAAACAAAAGCAGGGGGGAGGAAAAGAAAUGAAAAGACAAUGAUCAAAAUAAUAUAUAUACCUACACAAAUAGAGAGUGCCACCGAGCUGAAACGCCGAAAGAUUUUAUGGGCAUGCUUAAUAUCAUUUGAAAAACCACUUCUUCAUUAAAAAAAACUCAUCGACUUCGACUGUGUCGCUGUUAUACGUGUUACAGAUAAUCCAUUUACUGUUUAAAGUGACUGUGUCUUCGUAUCGAUGUCAUUACUUACGUAACUACUUAUAGGUACAGCCUUGUUUAUUAAUAAUGGUAAUCUGAAUUACAGUGAUUCUGUAUUGUUUGGGCUCCAAUAGAACAAAAAAUUACUAGUAAUUCUGUUACCUUAAUUAAUGAACAACCCUGUACAUUGGCCGUGUUCGUAAUUAUGAUUACAGGCCAUAACAGUUUUUCCGCAGUACUGUUUACAUGGUACAUAAUUAAAAUCAAUUAAAUUAAGUGUAAAGGGCAUUGCGGUGGGAAUUCAUGUGCAUAAACGCACAUGACAGACGUAGGUGGAACCUGUACAAAAUAGGAUGAUGCCAUUGCAUAAUAAUAAUGAAAAACUGGAUUAAUCAAAUAGGGUAUACAUUGAAAAUGGAGUAAGCAGAAAUAUAUUUGACAGUUAUGAAAUAUCCUACAAUAAGAAUUGCUUGAUGUUUAAGAAAUUGCUGUUCAAUAUUGUCGCUUCGUGAUACUGGUAUAAAUUAUGACCACGUGACUAUUUAAGAAUUUAAAAAAAUUACUGAUCCGUCGUCAUGUAUACACAUAAAUGUUUGACGUAUAAAUGUGUCAGUAAGAAAUUCAUACGGUAAAAUUGACGUAACAGAAAAUCUUGUUAAUAGUGGGCUAUAAAAUUUUGUCAAACAACUAUUUGCUUUUUGCGUACAAAUAGAGUUAUACUCGAAUAACGUGUUCAAAUGUACGUGCUGUAUGUCUGCGCCAUCUGUAUUGCUCGUCGUAAGUUCUCGAGAGACAUUUCGUUCAUAUAUACAAUUCUAUGCACGCUUGUUAAUAUAGUAUGUAUAACUGCAUUGGUACGCACAAAGCGAAUAGAGAAAACUAAUCUUAAUACUGAAUAAAUUGUUAUAAGAUUAAUUCCUAUCUUUUUCGUGAUUGAUCGUCAUAUACGAUCUGCCGUACCAUGGAUUUGCCGGAUCAAUUAUAACAUGAAAUUGCAUGGUGAUUUUUCCUCUUCUUAAACCUCUCUGUGCUGUUGUCAAAUAGCAGAGUUGCAUAGCUGCAUUCAUCGAUAACUCGAAUUCAGUGUUAACAUUUAGAUAAUCGUAUAUAAUAUGCGACAGAUUUGCAUACAUGCAACGUCACAACAACAAUUCGAAGACCCAAUGCAUUUUGAUGUAUUUAUUCAAAUGGAAUGUUUCUAUGUAUUUUUGUAAGUCUUUCCCUCCGAGCUUAAAGAUUCAGAUAAAAAGUACUUGCCAAUUCGGAGUAAACGUUCAGUGCGUAACAGAACGAGCUUGUAAUAUUUUUUUGGAAACAGAUAAUGCGAAGAAUUUUAAGUGAUAAGAACAAAGAUAUUAGUACAAAAGUUUUUUCAAAAAUUGUUACCCGAUAGUUGAUCCAAUAUGAAUUUUUUUUACUUUUACCACGAUUAUAAUUAUUUAUAACUAAUACCACUCAAAUCUGGUUGAAACUGUAAAUACAAAAUUGUACAUCGAGUAUCCGCGAAGACUUAAUUUCAAAGGGUUGACGAACAAGCAUACAAAGAAACAAAGAACAACAAUUGACAAAGGUGCCAGUGCUUCGAGUAUACUGCACCAAUAGCAGCAACAAUAAUAGGACAAAUUACAAAAUCACGUAAGUAACAGUUGUGUACAAUGUAGUCCGGCAGGCUAUAGACACAUGUAAAAAAGAGACUGCUGUGGCUGCAUUUUGCUACUGUACAAAACUAUUGUUGCUGCACAUUGACGUAACACCAAAAAAAAAAAAAACGAAACUUGUUGACAAAAGGGACCUGCGUGUGGAUGUUCAAAGGUCCUAGUUAAACAAGACGUAAUACAAUGUAUCUAUACUAUGCACGAACGUGCAUUGAGAACAAUGACAACAAAUUGAAGUUUGUUCACGACGUUAAAGAAAUAUAGAAAAGGAAGAAAAUAUCGAAAAUGAUAUUAUUAGAGAUCUUGGGCAGCAUCAUAUAUCUUAUCUAUUAUCUAGUGACGCUGUUUAGAAUAUUGAAAAUAUGAUGAGCUCCUAAUGACGGACUCAAUAUCAAAUGAAAAAUAUCAUUAUUUACUGCUGUAAAACAAAGAAGCAUCUUUGGAACGGCAUGGACCUAUGGCUGCUGGUAAGCCAUGUUCUAUUUAACGUGUCAAUCAAAAAAUUUGACCAAUGACGUUAAGAUAAUCAAUUUAUUCCCUGAUAAUAAAGUUACAUGUAGGUUGCGAAAAUCUUGAAAAGGUAUUGUACACUGUACAAUGAGGCACACAUGCUGGAAAUAUUAUCUAUAUCAUAUCAAUGUUGUGUUGUGUCGUAUAUAAUUCUUGUCUAAGAUUAAUGAGAAUGUAUAAUAAUAACUGCACAAUUUUUGUUAUUGUAUGUCAAAUAAUAUUUGUAUAGAUGUAAUGUAUUUAUUUUUGCUAUUGCACGAUUGGCGAUUAUGAUUUCCAUUGUUUAUGCGACAGCGAACGACACAUGGUAGAAACGCAUUGCGAAUUCAAUUCUAAGUAAACGCACGCAACAAUAACUUUGCACUAAGUAUUUAAAGACUUUUUAUUAAAUGUAGAGGCUAAUAUACGAAUGAUUCUGUUGACAAUAAUUAUGGGGAAUUUUUAAUCGUGUAACGUUAAGGGUGUUUCAUCAUCAGGAUUACGAAAUUUUAUGUUUUCAUCUUUUCAUUAAUAUUAGCUCACACAUACACUCAGUGAUUUCCAAGGAUGGGGGUUGAAUUAGCGAUGCAGCCUAAAGGCUACUUUCAUACUGCUCUGAAGGUAGCCUUUGCUGAAAAUUUAUUGUAAACGGUAGCUCGACGAACAAAAUGCGAUUUUUCUGCAGAAUAAAAAAUUCGCUUUAUGCUCUGUGGAUGUACCGUGUGAAUAUCACGUGAUUAAGCAGAUUCGAUUUACUUGAUUUUUUGUAUAAAUCAAAGGUUCUCUACGACUGGAGAACUGCGAGAUUUAUAUAAAAGUGCAUUUUCUUCGAGAAAACAAUUUUUUUUAUUUGUCGCUUCAGCGAGUCUACGGCUGUACAGUAACUCGGGUGGUCUCUCCGCCGUUACGGUACUUGGCGCGAGACUGCUGAGUUUCUUGAUCCAAGCAUCUUUUUUCAUGAAAUUGUUUAUUUGAAACCUAAUUUUCUAGUCAAUACUUGGCAAUUGUUAAUUUUCAGAGAUUGGUUUAAUAAUUAAUCUUCUAGUGGUGUCUCGAUGGGUGUACAUUUUUUAUGACAAAAAAAGAUGACACCACUGGAGGAAUAAUGGUCUUUACCUUGCGUUAAUUUGCGUUGAUUGCCGUUUGAUGCAAGAUUUUAUUAAGUCUCCCGAUUAAUGGUCCGAAAAAUAUAGAAUAAUUAAAAUCUGUGAUUAAAUUAUAUCUUAAUUUUAUUGCUGUUAAAUUUAUUGCAUUGUAUAAAAAAAAUGAAAUAUAUGUACAAAAUAAGGAAUUGUACUAUCGUUCAAGAGAUUAUUAGGUUAUUCAAAUUUUAUCUUUGACUGGUUCAGGUAAUAGAAAUUCUGUUACAAUUUGUAAUACCUGACAUAUAAAUUUCAUCAAAUCGUAACGUUUGUGAUAAAUGCCCUUAAGAGUAUACGAUUAAUGGCUGGAGUAGGGAUACUAUGGUCUCAUGUUUGUAUUAUAACAUUAUAUUGUAUUAAGAAAGUGCAAUAUGUUUAUAUCAGGUGUUUCUAGCGAUUAAAUUUAUUUAUAAACUAAAAAUCGUACUGAAAAAUGCUUAUAAAAAAGUUUCCCCAAAUUAAUAAGUUCUUUCUCCGAAUAAGAAGUUCAUUUUUGUUAUUUAAAUAUGUAUGAGGCAUUAAAAGAGGUCGUUCGAAAAUAAUUACAAAAAAUUGCAGGUAAUUAUAAAUUUUACAAUUUUCAAAUACCGUAAUAAUAACAUCAUUCGUCAUGAAGGCUCAUUUAAAAAAAGGAAUAAACUCCAAAACCUUGUUUAUAAAUUCUAAAUACCUGAUGCAUUAGCAUUUUUCAAAAUCGAAACACCUGAUGAAAAGACUUUGUAAAUCACAAAAAAGAAAUACAUUACUUGAUAGUAUCCCAAA